AUGGACAGCAGCCAGGACAACAACCGGGAUACGGACAAUAUCAGUCAGGAGCUGCCUAUCCGCCGGCCGGUCCACCUCACCGUGCUCCUCAUGUUCAGUUACUCGCAACCUCCGAAUCAACCUCCUGCGCAGCCCUAUGCACCACCACAGAGCCACUAUCAAGGAUAUCAGCCUCAGCAUGCGGCCACUAACACCAAUCAACAGGCUUAUGGACAGAAUCCAGCGUGGUCACAGCAGCAGGGGCAAGCAUCCUAUCAGUCAAACCAACACAGCUCAAUCAACGGAUUACCCAACGAUAGUCAUUCCACGCCGGAUCCUCACGCUACACCAACACAGGCGACUGUUCAUCUCACUACAUCUCGUACCCUUCCACCGUCAAAUCAGUCCACGAGUGCUUUGAGUGAGGAAAGUUCAGGCGAGAAGCCGCAACUGUUCCUUGCCUGGGACGACUGGGAUUUCGAUUUCGAUGGUGCUAUAUGGCCCAAAAGCAAUGAACCUGUCGAUCCGGCCCUAAGUCUCGGAGUUAUCAUCUGGCAUCCCGCAAAGCAGGUAACACGUGCAUUACCAUCAACCUUCGCCGAGGCCGAAGAAGACGCACUGAAACCUACGCCGGAGAAACUGGACAACGGAGAUUCAGUGUCGAUGUACUUUACAGCCGACAACUCGCAUGAGGCUUUCUUGAAUGUUAGGCAGACAGACGAAUGGGAGACACUUCAAGAUGACCCAGUCUUCGUCGUAUUCACAGACGAGGACAUGAAAUCCAAUCUCGUCUCGCUAGAGGAUUGUAUUGCUCAACGAGAUCGACCGGACGAAUUGUACGAGGAGGUACAGCAGGAUGAGGAUCUGGAGAUGCGCGAUGCUACGUGGGACAUUAUGGAUAACCUUGAGCAAGCACUCGCUACAAACAGUGGAUCCACCAAACCUGCCACUACGGAGUCUGAGACAGCACCUCCUCAACAGCUAAGCCAAGAAGACAUCCUGGCUAAACUGGGCGUGACCGGGACCCCGAAGCCACCAUCAGAUGAGCAGAUUUCACUACCAUUAUCUGCCUCCGAUGCGAAGAUCCCGUCGGCACUUCCUGGCAAGCCAUCAUUGCCUUCUGCCUUCACAAAGACUGCAGAGCCUGCUCUUCCACCUCAACGAGCGCAAUCGUAUGGAGGGCAUCGCAACAAUACACAUGGACCUCCGCUGCCUCGGCCGUAUGGCUCCAUGUCGUCUUCCACCACCUCUAGGCCCCCACCUCCACCUCCACCCCCACAACAACAACGCUACGAUCCUUGGAAUGCGCCUCAGCAUCGUGGCCAUGGUCUCGAUGGCUCCAGGGGCAGUCCAGCGCUCUCUGAAGGAAGCAACCACACCAUGGCUGGCUCUGAUUUCGAGCCCGAAAAUCCCAGCAGCGAGAUACGACAGGAUGUGCCAAGUGCAACCUCACUCGACCGAGGCGAUAGCUCUUUCUCUCGGAAGAGGAGCUAUGAGGAUGCGGACCACGAGCAUGAGCGCUUGCGGCAGCAAGAAGACUACAGCAAGCGAAAGCGGCGCUCUCAAGUUGAUGCUGCGUACAGGUAA
Alternaria incomplexa is the source of this 1566-nucleotide messenger RNA. RefSeq lists its product as uncharacterized. Lineage: Eukaryota; Fungi; Ascomycota; Dothideomycetes; Pleosporales; Pleosporaceae. The record is from RefSeq and is a predicted model, not a curated record. The transcript has 2 exons. The coding region runs from base 1 to 1566 and encodes 521 amino acids.